Molecule: messenger RNA, 402 nt
Organism: Thalassophryne amazonica
Lineage: Eukaryota; Metazoa; Chordata; Actinopteri; Batrachoidiformes; Batrachoididae
Product: contactin-1-like
Exons: 4
Coding region: 1-402 (133 amino acids)
Source: RefSeq, a predicted model, not a curated record
AUGGGUUUACAGGUACGACCUGGAAUCCAAAUUUCAGUCAUCGCAAUAGAAGCAUCAAAUAUCACCAAGGCCAAAGAAAACACAGCAGGAAAACCAAUCAGUCUUGCUGAUGUUUCACCAGCUGAGCUUAUAGCCAUCACCCCACCAGGUGCUUCUGACAUCUACAUCAUGUUGCACCUCAUGCUGCUCCUCAAUCUCCUGGUCUUCAGGUUGACUCCUGCAGAUGCAUCAGUGUACUUGUAUGGGGAGGCACCUGACUUCUAUAGAGCAGAUGAUGCCACAGGUUAUGGGCCAGUGUUUGAGGAGCAGCCGGUGGAUACCAUCUAUCCCGAGGAGUCACCUGAGGCCAAAAUCACUAUGAACUGCCGUGCCAGAGCCAAACCACCUGCCAUAUACAAGUAA